Messenger RNA from Candidozyma auris, 438 nucleotides. It is a transcript of the gene PGA48, whose product is annotated as Pga48p. The transcript has a single exon. Gene Ontology annotation, molecular function: structural constituent of cell wall. NCBI's taxonomy places the organism in Eukaryota, Fungi, Ascomycota, Pichiomycetes, Serinales, Metschnikowiaceae. Gene Ontology annotation, cellular component: fungal-type cell wall. Gene Ontology annotation, biological process: fungal-type cell wall organization. The record is from RefSeq and is a predicted model, not a curated record. Bases 1 to 438 code for a protein of 145 amino acids.
AUGAAGUUCUCAACUGUCGCUGCCGCUGCUGCUCUCACUGGCGCCGCCUCUGCUCACGCCAACACUACCGUCACCACCCACAUUGUGGUUACUGACUACACCACUUACUGUCCUGAGCCAACCCACGUUGUGGUGAACAACAAGACCAUCACCGUCACUGAAGCCACCACUUUGACUGUCACUGGCCCCUGCACCAUCCCAACCACCAUUGUGCAGCCAGCUCCAACUCCAACCCAGCCAGGUCCAGGCGGGCCAGCUCCAACCAAACCAGGUCCAGGCGAGACUGCUCCAACCACCACAGCGCCUGAGUCGAAGCCUCCAGCUUCCUCCAGCCAGCCAAGCAGCAUUGCUGGAGUAUCGACUGCUCCUAACAAUGCUGGCAAGGCCGCUGUUGGUGCUGCUGCUGGAUUGGCUGCCAUUGCUGCCGCUCUUGUUUAA